Molecule: messenger RNA, 909 nt
Organism: Cladocopium goreaui
Lineage: Eukaryota; Dinophyceae; Suessiales; Symbiodiniaceae
Source: the annotation of a GenBank genome assembly
GCUGACUAGAACAGUUGGCAUGCAUUCUUGCACGUGUCGUGACAUCUCGUGACUACCGGAAGCGCGAUGCCACCUUCGAUGUUUGUCACGUUUGUCGCGGUUGCGUUGCUGGCCUUGCUGGCUGUUGCUUCGGCCGAGUGUGACGGCUUGGAGUGUGACGCCGAGGACGCUCACAUGGUCCAGGUCUUUGGCAGGAAGUUGAACAGCAAGCGGCUCGGGAGUUGUCGCGCUGAGGACCAAGUCAGAUGGCCAUGCGGAACUCCUGUGGUGAGCUCCUUUGCCUUGCAGGUGGUCAACAAUGACACAAGCUCAAGCAAUUGCGCCGCGGACAAUGUUGCGACUAUCAGCGCGCUGAACAUCGACACUGGUGAUUAUGCAAGUAUUUGCCAGCUCCCAGAGGGCAUUUGUGUGAAUGCUUGCGGCAUUGACCCCACCUCGAAUCUCGCAUUCUGUGUCUCCCGGCCAGGGGAUUUGAAUCUGCUGCGGAUUGAUUGUGAUUUCACUGGCAAGCUUGCAGAGCUGCAAGCAAGGUCUGAUGCAGGCACUCUCAGCUCGUUCACACCAGUGGCGGGAGAUGUCUGCUUCUACGGACUCGUUGCAAACACCAUGCAAGGAGCCUUCGAUGCCAGUGGAAAUUUCUGGUUCUUGCGGAGCACUGGGAGGGUCUACCAGAUCACCGAUGCGACAAUCGGAAUGCUGUCCGGCGCGGCGAAUCCAACCGUGCCGCCAAGCCCACCAAUACAAGGAGCCGUUGCCGGUCAGGAAUUUCUGAUCUCUGCUGUUAACGUCGGCAACGUCGCCGACAUCGUUGCGAUAACGAGCGAUUUUGAGGGCACCUCUCAAGAGUAUUUGGUUGGCUGCUUUCGAGACAGCACUCCUAAUCGGGCCAAAGUGUGGGUGCAGCAGGUC